UGUGCGGCUUGCUGUGAGGGCGCGUGCUGUGGGGACGGUCACGGAGCCGGUGCAGACUGGUGGGGUAGACAGACAGAAAGCGAGAGAGACAGAGAGAGAGAUAGGAAGAGAGAGAUACAGAGAGUGAGAGAAAGAGAGGGAGAGAGACAGAGAAAGACAGAAAGAGAUAGAUAGAGAAAGAAAGAUAGAGAGAAAGAUAUACAGAGAGAGAGAGAGAGAUAGAGAGAGAGAGAGCAUGCGCUCAUUCCCGCUGUAAGUUUGGAUGGUGCUGGUUGGUGUCCGCGUGCGCGGGAUGGAAGCGUGGUGAAGCGGAUCUGUGCAGCUGCUGUCCCCCCCCCCUUCGCUCGCCCGGUCGGUGGAGCAGGUGGAGUAAGUUGGUGAGAAGCAGAGGAGGCGUGGAGCAGCAGAGUGAGCGGGAUUAAAACACAACUCUCGGAUCUAGGGGACAGAGCAGCGGAGGGAGAACGGCGGAACGGAGGAACAGCAUGCGGUGGGCAUGGAGGUGAAGGAGCGGCAGCAGUUCUGUUCCCUCUCUCGCUCACGGAGAGAACGGAGGACGGGAGGAGAGAGAGAGGAGGACGGAGGGAUGGAGGGGCUCGGUGAGCGUCGGCACGCGCCUACCUCCGUACUUACCCAGAAAUCCUACAGCUCCAGCGAGACCCUAAAGGCUUUCGACCACCCGGCCGGGACCCAGUCGCUGUACUCUCACCGCAUGCCUGACAUGGUGCCCACGGAGGCAGAGGAGUACCGAGCUCCAGGUCAGACUCUGUCCCUUCGCCAGCUCGGGAUCUGCGGCCCGGCGCCUCGCCGCGGUCUGAGCUUCUGCGCCGAAACCGGACUCCAUCACCACGUCCAGCCUGCCGGACCUGACCACCUCCAGAACAUGGGCGGGGGGAUCUCCCCGGACUGCGCCAUUCGGUUGUGGGGGCGGGGCAUGAAGCCCCACGGACACGACUCUCGCAUGUCCAGCCAGUCAAACUCCGCCCUGACCCUGACGGACACGGAGCAGGACAACAAAUCCGACCACGACAGUGAUCAGCAAGCUCCACCCCCUCUCCCUCCUGCGCCGCAUCAGCAUAAGCAGCACCCAUCAAUCACCUCAUUGGCCAAUCAGACGACAGAACUACAGAGUGCAUCUGAAUGCGUCCAGCUGCAAGAGAACUGGGUUCUGGGUAGCAAUGUCGGUUUGGAGAGCAGGCACUUCCUGCUAAAGACUGGCACUGGCUCCGCCUCUCUCUUCACCACGCCCAAUCCAGGAUACACCAUGGCCACAGGGGUGUAUUCCCCACCGGCUCGGCCCCUCCCCAGAAACAACCUGACCAGAGGGGCGUUCAAAUUCAAGAAGUCUCCGAAACACUGCUCCUGGAAAUGCACUGCUCUCAGUGCAGUGGGCGUGGCCACACUGCUGUCAAUCAUGCUCUGCUACUGUAUAGCGAUGCACGUGUUCGGCCUGAACUGGAAGCUGAAGGAUGUAGAUGACCACGCCUUCGAAAACGGCCGAGCUUCACCUGUAACCUCGGCAACCAGCACUGUGACCUCACUUUCUACUGACGGCAGGGUGGGCGUGGCUGAGCCCAUGCUGGACUCAGGUCAGGUGGAAGUAGGGCAGCAGGUUGGUCAGGCAGUUCCUCCGGCUGUGUUCUGGAGAACCAACAUGGAGAUGGAGCGUCCACGCUUCCUCAAGUUCAACAUCUCCAUCCAGAAAAACGCCCUGAUUGGAGUAUACGGCCGAAAAGGCCUGCCACCCUCACACACACAGUACGAUUUUGUGGAGCUGCUGGACGGCAGUCGCUUGAUCACUCGGGAGCGGGUUCAGCUGCACCCGGACCUCAGGGACGGCACGGAGAGACCGGUCAGCGUGCAGCAUGCUGGAUUCAUUCAGUUCCUGCAGGCUGGAGUUUGGCAUUUGGCCUUUUAUAACGAUGGACGGAAUGUGGAGCCUGUUUCAUACAACACCAUGGUGCUGGAAUCUGUGAUGGAGUGUCCGCACAGCUGUAACGGUAACGGAGAGUGCGUGUCCGGCACAUGCCGAUGUUUCCCAGGAUUCCUUGGGCCGUACUGCUCUCGAGCGGCCUGUCCGGUUCUGUGCAGUGGUAACGGCGAGUACAGCAGGGGGCGCUGUCAGUGCUACAGCGGCUGGAAGGGCACAGAGUGUGACGUCCCCGCCGGUCAGUGUGUGGACUCCCAGUGUGCAGGUCAUGGGAUGUGUGUGUCCGGCCUGUGUGUGUGUAACCCUGGGUAUAAGGGUGAGAGCUGUGAUGUGGUUGACUGUGUGGACCCGUCCUGUUCGGAUCAUGGCUCGUGUCUGCACGGACGCUGCCACUGUUCAGUAGGCUGGACCGGGACUAUCUGUGAAACCCCCGUGUCUCUCUGUCCGGAGCAUUGUUCGGGCCACGGAACGUUCCAGAGUGAAACCAGCACCUGUGUGUGUGAGGCCAACUGGACCGGGCCAGACUGCUCUUCAGAGCUGUGUACACCGGACUGCAGUGCACAUGGCGUGUGUAUAGGCGGAGUGUGUCGCUGUACUGAGGGCUGGGCGGGGCCUGGCUGUGAGGAGGCGGAGUGUGUGCCGCGCUGUGGGGAGCACGGUGUGUGUCGGGAGGGGAAGUGUGAGUGUGAGCAGGGCUGGACGGGCGAGCGCUGCAACAUCGCUCACUUUCUGGAUGGUAAAAUCAAAGACUGGAUAGGAUACAGAGACAGCUGUCCUGGCCUGUGUAACAACAACGGCAGGUGCGUCCUGGACCAGAACGGCUGGCACUGCCUCUGCCAAUCGGGAUGGAGGGGGGCGGGGUGUGACGUUGCCAUGGAAACCCUGUGUUCUGAUGGGAAGGACAAUGAGGGAGACGGUCUGCUGGACUGUAUGGACCCGGACUGUUGUCUACAGAGUUCCUGUCAGGAUCAGCCGUACUGUAAGGGGGCACCGGACCCCACUUCCACCCCCCAACCCCCGCAGACCCCUACCUCCUCUCUGACCCUUGCCUUCUACCAGCGGGUCAGCUUCCUCGCGGCUUCAGGGGGAACCCACCGAAUACCUGGAGAAAACCCCUUCAACAGCAGCCUGGUGUCGGUGGUGAGGGGUCAGGUGGUGACGGAAGAUGGAACGCCGCUAAUCGGAGUCAACGUCUCUCUACUGCAUUACCCACAACACGGCUACACCAUCACCAGACAGGACGGCAUGUUUGAUCUGUUGGCGAAUGGCGGAGCAUCUCUGACUCUGAGGUUCAUCCGGCCCCCAUUUCCACCUGUCCACCGGACCGUAUGGCUGCCGUGGGGAGUGUUUUAUGUGAUGGACAGGCUGGUGAUGAGAAGGGAAGAGAGGGAAACGCCCACAUGUGAGCUCAAUGGCCUUGUAAGACCCGCCCCCCAGAUCACAUCAUCACCACUAUCUACCUACUUCAGCUCCGCCCCUGAGGCCAACCCCAUCAUACCUGAGACUCAGGUUCUUCAUGAGCAGAUCUCCAUCCCAGGCAGUGACCUCAGCCUGGUGUACCUCAGCUCGCGGGCGUCUGCCUAUAAGCCUGUUCUGAAGGUGGUGAUGACGGGGUCCAGCGUGCCCUUCGGCCUGGCUGUGGUGCACCUGAUGGUAGCGGUGGAGGGCAGAAUGUUCCAGAAGCAGUUUCCCGCCUCCCCCAGGCUGUCCUUCACAUUUAUCUGGGAUAAAACGGAUGCUUAUGGUCAGAGGGUUUAUGGCCUGGCAGAGGCUGUGGUGUCAGUGGGGUUCGAGUACGAGUCUUGUCUGGGGGUGGUUCUGUGGGAGAAGCGGAGUGCCAAGCUGCAGGGCUAUGAACUUGAAGCGUCCAGCAUGGGCGGGUGGACACUGGAUAAACAUCACAUCCUGGACCUGCAGAACGGAAUCCUGUAUAAAGGCAGCGGGGAGAAUGUGUUCCUGUCUCAGCUCCCUCCAGUCAUCAGCACCAUCAUGGGGAACGGCCGGCGCAGGAGCAUCUCGUGCCCCAGCUGUAAUGCCCAGGCUGAGGGUAACAAGCUGCUGGCCCCCGUGGCCCUGGCCUGGGGUCGAGACGGCAGUCUGUACGUAGGCGACUUCAACUACAUCAGACGCAUUUACCCAUCAGGCAACGUCAGCAGCGUUAUGGAGCUCAGAAAUAAAGAUUUCAGGCACAGCAAUAACCCAGCACACCGGUACUACCUCACCACUGAUCCUGUGACCGGACAGCUGUACGUAUCCGACACCAACUCCAGACGGAUCUACCGACCACGCGUGCUGACGGCCAACGCAGAACCCCAGCAAAACGUGGAGAUAGUGGCGGGAACAGGAGACCACUGCCUGCCCUUUGAUGAGGGUCAGUGUGGGGAUGGAGGUCCAGCUACCGAAGCCCUGCUGACUGGACCCAAAGGGAUAGCUGUGGAUAAAAACGGCCUGAUCUACUUUGUGGACGGCACGGUGAUUCGCAAGGUGGACCAGAACGGAGUCAUUUCGACUUUGCUGGGGUCAAACGACCUUGCCUCGGCUAGACCACUCAAUUGUGAUGCAGUCAUGGAUAUCCAGGAGGUUUCGUUAGAGUGGCCAACAGAUCUGGCGGUCAGUCCGCUGGAUAACUCUGUGUUUGUAUUGGACGGCAGUGUAGUUCUGAGGAUUACUGAGGAGGGUCAAGUGAGCGUGGCCGCGGGGCGACCCCUGCACUGCCCCAUGCCCGUCAGUGACCGGUCUGUGAUGGAUAUUCAGCUGGCCACUCAGACUCAUCUGGAGUCUCCGAGUGCCAUCACGGUCUCGUUUAGCGGAGUCUUGCACAUCGCCGAGACGGACGAGCGGAAGAUGAGCCAGAUUCGCAGCGUGGCUCCGGACGGCGAGAUCACUCACCUGGCAGGGGUGCCGUCUGACUGCGACUGCAAAACUGAUGUUAACUGUGACUGCUACCUGACCGGCGACGGCUUCGCUAAAGACGCGCGGCUCAGUGGACCGUCUUCUCUAGUGGCUGGGCCGGAUGGAACGCUGUACGUGGCCGACUUGGGAAACAUCCGGAUCCGAAGCAUCGGAACCAGUAGGGCACCGCUGAACACCCUGGGACUGUACGAGGUGGCGUCUACUGCGGAACAGGAGGUCUACAUGUUCGACGUUAACGGAACGCACCAGCAUACAGUCAGCCUAGUGACAGGAGACUACAGGUAUAACUUCAGCUACAGUAAUGAGGGAGACCUGACCGCUGUGACAGACUGCCAUGGUAACACCCUCCGGAUCCGCAGAGAUGCCAGUCGGCAGCCGGUGCGGAUCGUGGCGCCGGAUAAUCAGGUGGUGUGGCUGAGCAUGGGCUCCAGCGGGGGGCUGAAGUCAUUGGGCACUCAGGGCCGAGACCACGUGCUGCUCACGUACCAUGGCAACAGCGGCCUACUGGCCACCAAGAGCAUCGCCAACGGCUGGACCACCUUCUACGACUACGACACUGAAGGAAAGCUGACCAACGUGACGUUUCCCACUGGAGUGGUGAGCAGCCUGGUCAGUGACGUGGGCUCCAUCUCCACUGUGGAAACAGAAAGUUCAGAACGAGAAGAGCAGGCCACCAUCAGCAGCAACCAGACUGCCAUCCAGACUGUCCUAACUCUGCAGCAGGAUCAGCUGAGGACCAGUUAUGUGGAGCGUUAUGACAACUCCCUCUGGAUCCUGCAGGCCAGCGGGCUGAACACACACUUCCAGACUGAACCUCAUAUCCUGUGUGGAGCAUCAUCCCCUACAAUGGCCAGAAGAAACAUCACCCUGCCUGACGAUGCAGGACAGAACCUGGUGGAGUGGCGCUUCAGGAAGGAACAGGCUCGAUCAAAAGUUACAGUGUUUGGACGCAAACUAAGAGUGAAUGGCCGCAACAUCCUAUCCGUUGAUUAUGACCGUACCCUGAGGACCGAGCGUAUCUAUGAUGACCACCGUAAGUUCCUGCUGAAGAUUGGAUAUGACACAGCUGGUCAGCCUGCCCUGUGGAUGCCCAGCAGCAAGCUGCUGCCAGUCAACCUUACCCGCCGGAGCAAUGGGCAGCUGAGCGCUAUCCAGUGGGGGGCGGUGUCCGAGCGGCUGGAACACGACGAGCAGGGUCGCGUACGAUCCAGAGUGUUCCCAGAUGGGAAGACAUGGAGCUACACUUACCUGGAGAAGUCCAUGGUGCUGAUCCUGGCCAGUCAGCGUCAGUACACCUUCGAAUACAACUCUGACGGUGGGCUUUCUGCGGUCACCAUGCCCAGUGUUGCCCGUUACACCAUGGAGACGGUCCGAUCAAUAACCUACUACCGCAACCUUUACCAUUCGCCAGAAAGCAACGCGUCAGUUGCCGUAGAUUACAGCGAGGAUGGCAGGCUAAUCCGAGUUUUACAGACUGGCACCGGGCGAAGGGUGCUUUACCGCUACCGUUGGCACAACAAGCUGGCAGAAGUAUUGUACGACAGCACUCGGGUCAGCUUCACCUACGACGAGACGGCAGGAGUGCUGAAGACAGUCAACCUGCAGAGUGAAGGCUUCAUCUGCACCAUCAGGUACAGACAGCUCGGCCCCCUGGUGGACAGGCAGAUUUAUCGCUUCAGUGAGGAUGGCAUGGUCAGUGCUCGCUUUGACUACGCCUACGAUGGGAGUUUGCGAGUCACCAGCAUACAGGGUGUCAUCAAUGAGACACCUCUACCCAUUGACCUCUAUCAGUACGAUGACAUCUCAGGUAAAGUGGAACAGUUUGGCAAGUUUGGAGUCAUUUACUACGACAUCAACCAGAUCAUAUCAACUUCGGUUAUGACCUACACCAAGCACUUUGACGGGCACGGGCGCAUCCAGGAAAUCCAGUACGAGCUUUUCCGCACUUUACUCUUCUGGAUUACAGUGCAGUAUGACGACAUGGGCAGGGUGACGUUCAGAGAGAUGAAAAUCGGGCCGUUCGCCAAUGCCACCAAGUACGGCUAUGAGUAUGACGUGGACGGCCAGCUUCAGGCCGUCUACUUGAAUGAUAAGAUGACCUGGCGCUACAGCUACGACUUGAACGGAAACAUCCACCUGCUAAGUCCCGCUAGCAACGCCCGGAUACUUCCCUUGCGCUAUGAUCUGCGGGAUCGCAUCACCAGACUGGGCGACCUUCAGUACGAGUUGGACGAAGACGGCUUCCUGCGACAGCGAGGAGCCGAGGUCUUCCAGUACAACUCCAACGGACAGCUUGAGCGCAUCUACAGCAAAGCCAGCGGCUGGACAGUCCAGCACCGCUACGAUGGCUUAGGAAGGAGGGUUUCCACCAAGUCCAGCCUUGGUCAGCACCUGCAGUAUUUUUACGCGGAUCUAAGCCACCCAAGCCGGAUCACUCACGUAUAUAACCACUCCAGCUCGGACAUCACGUCCCUGUACUACGACUUGCAGGGACAUCUGUUUGCCAUGGAGAUUAGCAGCGGUGCCGAGUUCUACAUAGCUUGUGAUAAUACAGGAACCCCAUUGUCGGUUUUUGGCAGUGACGGAGCUCUUCUGAAGCAGGUUCAUUACACAGCGUACGGGGAAAUCUACUCCGACACUAACCCUGAUCUCCAGCUGGUCCUGGGCUUCCAGGGAGGCCUCUUUGACCCGCUAUCUAAACUGGUGCAUUUUGGGACGCGGGAUUAUGAUAUUAUGUCGGGUCGCUGGACUGCUCCCGAUGUUACCGUGUGGGAGAGGAUGAACAAAGACCCCGCCCCCUUUAAUCUCUACAUAUUCCGCAAUAAUGACCCCAUCAGCAAAGUGCAGGACGUGAGAGAGUAUAUCACAGAUGUGAACUGCUGGCUGGUCACAUUUGGGUUCCAUCUCCACAACAGCAUUCCCGGCUUCCCGGUGCCGAACUCUGGGAUGACACAACCCUUUUACGAACUGACCAAGAGUGAUGUCUGGGAAGAUCUGCCGGUCAGUUUUGCAAUCCAGCAGCAGGUCAUCCGGCAGGCCAAAGCCUUCCUGGCUUUUGAACGGAUGCCACCGGCCCAGUUGAGCCAGACCCGGAGGCAGGACAAACCGUGGCUGUGGUUCGCCUCCAGCGACUCCCUCAUUGGCCGAGGCGUGAUGCUCGCCAUCUACAGGGGAACCGUGGUCACGCGGGCCCUCAGCAUAGCCAACGAAGACUGCGUGAAAGUGGCUAACAUCCUCAACGGCGCCCUCUACCUGAAGGACCUGCACUUUAUUUUUGAGGGGCGGGAUACGCACUACUUCAUUAAGACGGGAGCGCCGGAAGCGGACCUGGCAGCUCUGCGUCUGACGACGGGCCAGAAGGAGCUGGAGAACGGAGUUAACGUGAGCGUGUCUCAGUCCACGGCCGUGCUGGCGGGUCGGACGCGGCGCUUUGCGGACGUGGAGCUGAGGCGGGGGUCUCUCGCACUGCAUAUACGCUAUGGAGCCUCUCUGGAUGAGGAGCGGGUGCGUGUGCUGGAGUUAGCGCGGCAGAGGGCGCUGGCGGGCGCUUGGGCUCGGGAGCUCCAGCGCGUGAAGGACGGAGAGGUCGGUAUUAGAUUGUGGACGGAGGGCGAGAAGAGGCAGCUGCUCAGCGGAGGACGAGUUCAGGGAUACGAUGGAUAUUACGUCCUUUCGGUGGAACAGUACCCGGAACUCGCAGAUAACGUGAACAACAUUCAUUUCCUCCGACAGAACGAGAUCGGAAAGAGAUAGCAGAAAAGCGAAUCGAAUAUAUAUAUAUACAACAGUCAGGCAUAACAUUAUGACCAUCUCCUUUUUGUUUUCAAACUUAUUAUACAUAUUUUUUUCAGCUCCACUAAUUAUAUAGAACACUUUGUAGUUCUAUAAUUAGAACUGUGAGGUUCUGGGCAUUGAAGAACAGGAACAAUAAUAAAGUAUACAGAUACAGUCUGCAACUAUAGAACUACAAAGUGCUGUGCUGAAAAGAUGGAUAAUAGGCGUAAAAGUAAGAAGGUGGUUGUAAUGUUAAGCUUGAUUAAUAUAUAUAUAUAUAUAUAUAUAUAUAUAUAUAUAUAUAAAUUUCUGUAAAAAAAAAAAAACAAGUUAAAACAACGCUGUGCGUUGUGGAAUGUUAGUGUGUUAAAAACCUAUUUAAAUUUUAAAGCCUUAUCAAGGCCAAAACUGUUGAGCACAAUGACGAAUUGUGAACUCUCUCUGAGUCUAAGAACAGGCCAGGAUUCUAAAAAUGUUAAUACAUUUAUCUGACUAUUUAUUAAAUAUUCAUUUUAUCAAGCACCCUUAAAAUAUCUGCUGAAAGAGAUGAAUAAUUUAAUAGAUCUGAGAAAAAAAUAUAUAAAGAAAAUGUUUACAUAUGCAUACCUCUGCACCACUUAAAAAGAAGACCACAAAUUAUUAUUAUUAUAUUAUAAAGUCUUAUCAUAUUUAUUUAUACAUUUAAUUUAUCAACAUUGUUUCUGUUCAUUGUGUUUUUAUUUUUGUUUUAGACUCAGUAAGUGUUUUUCCUCAGUGUGUUACUGUACUGUAUACUGUAAUGUGCAGAUUUAUAUUGGGGGAAAUGCUGGACCCCUGCUUUCAGAACAGAUGGUUUUGUUUAGUUUUCUGUUUGUUAGUUAGGUCAUUUGUUUAUUUAUUUAUGCAUUUGUUUGUUUGUUUGUUUGUUUGUUUUAUUUAUUUAAUUAUUCUUCUACUCCCCCGCAUUUUCCUACCAAAUCACAUUUGAAAGUGAAACUGAUCAGAUGCUAUCGUGGUACAAAUUUUGUGGUAUAGCAAAUGAAUAAUAUAUACAUUACAAAUAAGAGUAAAGAAACAGCACAGCACAAUAAACCUGUAUAUGUAUUUAUGUAAAUGAGUGUUUACCUGCUUUUUUUAUUAAAAUAUUUAACUGCUGAUUUGGUUAUAGCCCCUGAUGGAGAACAACUGAAGUUUUGUUUAUACUUAACCAAUAAAAACUAAAAUAAACACCACCGUUUUUUU
Molecule: messenger RNA, 9838 nt
Organism: Astyanax mexicanus (Mexican tetra)
Lineage: Eukaryota; Metazoa; Chordata; Actinopteri; Characiformes; Acestrorhamphidae
Product: teneurin-3
Exons: 32
Coding region: 497-8596 (2699 amino acids)
Biological process (GO): signal transduction; heterophilic cell-cell adhesion; neuron development
Cellular component (GO): neuron projection; membrane
Molecular function (GO): protein heterodimerization activity; protein homodimerization activity; cell adhesion molecule binding
Source: RefSeq, a predicted model, not a curated record